GGAACUCAUGUUGCUUUAAGGCUGUAGGAGCACACGCAGGAUUUUAACCCUUUGUCACUUGUGUCUACAGAGAGCCACAAGUGGGAAAAGAUCUGAGGGGGCCCAGCAUCUUUCUGCCAGCUGCUGAUGUGCGUGGAAGGGAGGACAGCUUGACAUCAUGAGUGACCGCUUCGACUGCAAAAACUGCGCAGAGUCCUUGUAUGGACGCAAGUACAUCCAGGUGGAGGACAACCCUCACUGCAUCCCCUGCUAUGACCGCCUGUACGCCAACACCUGUCAGGAGUGUAAAGAAAUCAUCAGUCACAAUGCCAAGGAGCUCUUCUACAACAACAAAUACUACCACGACCACUGCUUCCGCUGCGUGCGCUGUGAUCGCUCCCUGGCCGGCGAGCCCUUCACCAGCCAGGACGACGCACUAGUCUGCAGCGAGUGCUACGGCAACGAGUUCUCUGCCAAGUGUGUGGCCUGCGACAAGAAAGUCAUGCCUGGCUGCAAGCUGCUGGAGUACGGGGGCUCCAGCUGGCACGAGCAGUGUUUCCUGUGUCACGGAUGCCAGAAGCCCAUGGGCGGCGAGGCCUUCUUCCCAGACAACAACAACUUCUACUGCAUGCCGUGCUAUGAGGGCAGGCUGGCCCCCCGCUGCAGCUGCUGCAAAAAGGCUCUGACUAAAGGAGGGGUGACCUACAGGGACGAGGUGUGGCACAAAGAGUGUUUCCUCUGCACGGGAUGCCAAACCCCUCUGGCCGGGCAACCUUUCACCUCGGAGGGGGAGAAGCCCUUCUGCGUCAAGUGCUUCAGCAGCCUCUACGCCAAGAAAUGCGCCGGCUGCAACACGGCCAUCACAGGUUUCGGGGACGGCAAGUACGUCUCCUUCGAGGAGCGGCAGUGGCACCAGCCCUGCUUCAAGUGCUCCCGCUGCUCCGUCUCGCUGAUCGGCUCCGGCUUCUUCCCAGACCGGGACCAGAUUCUGUGUACAGACUGCAACAAUGACGACUGAGACGCCGCAAAACUUUGCCAAAAAACAUCCCUCCUCAUAGCUAAGUACGCCAUUUACCGGCUUGAAGAUCAAAAAGGUGUCUUCACUGUAGAAUGGAGUAGUUGUUGAAAUAAACAACAAUUACUUUUGAUAUUUGAACUAAAUAUAGUAAACGCGUCCACCAAACAGCAUUAAAGACCUACUGAAAGCCACUACUAGCCACCACGCAGUCUGAUAGUUUAUAUAUCAAUGAUGAAAUAUUAACAUUGCAACACAUGCAAUACGGCCGCUUUACUUUACUAAAUUGCAGAAGUGUCCUGUUGUAAACGUUGCAGUAUGAUGACUCGUAUGAUGAAGCGUGCGCGUGACGUCUCGGGUUGUAGCGGACAUUUUUUUCCAGCCCGAUCCCAGCUAUAAGUCGUCUGCUUUAAUCGCAUAAUUACACAGUAUUCUGGACAUCUGCGUUGCUGAAUCUUUUGCAAUUUGUUCAAUUAAUAAUGGAGACGUCAAAGAAGAAAGAUGUAGGUGGGAAGCGGUUUAUUGUGGCCACCUUUAGCAACACAAACACAGCCGGUGUUUCCUUGUUUACAUUCCCGAAGGUGAAGCUUUAAUAUGGAACAGAGCGGUCAAGCAAACAUGGUUCCCGACCACAUGUCAACCGGCAGGUUUCGGUGAGAAAAUUGUGGUAAUAAGUCGGCUCUUACCGUAGGCAUGAGCGGCGCUUGCGUCGUUCCUCGUGCACCUGUCAAAGAGGCAGCUGCGGACUCUCUUGCCUCCCCCGACCGACUGCCCCCGAACGUGGAAUGCUUCCACCGUGAAGGAAGGGGAAAAAAACCUCAGCCUGGCCCAACUGUCUGCCUUCGCUUCGCCUCGUCAAGAAACGUGGCUUCCCUCAGAGACACUGGCGGUCACCACACCCGUGGCCACACCCCUCCGACUUUCAGGUACCAUAUAAUCUCAUUAUAACACUAGUAACACAAUAAGAAGAUAAGGGAUUUUGCAGAAUUAUCCUAGUAAAUGUGUCUAAUAACAUCUGAAUCGCUCCCACUGCCCUGUCUUUUUUUCUUUUUCUUUUUUCUAGUCCUUCACUCUAACUUUCCUCAUCCACAAAUCUUUCAUCCUCACUCAAAUUAAUGGGGAAAUCGUCGCUUUCUCGGUCCGGAUCGCUCUCGCUGCUGGAGGCUCACAUUAUAAACAAUGUUCAGAUGUGAGGAGCUCCACAACCCGUGACGUCACACGCACAUCGUCUGCUACUUCCGGUACAGGCAAGGCUUUUUUAUUAGCGACCAAAAGUUGCGAACUCUAUCGUGGAUGUUCUCUACUUUCAUCAAAAAUAUGGCGAUAUGGCAAAAUGAUGAAGUAUGACACAUAGAAUGGAGCUGCUAUCCCCGUUUAAAUAAGAACAUCUCAUUUCAGUAGGCCUUUAACACAUGCAAAUUCCCGUUCAAUGCAAAGUAGGCUUCAAAAUAAAAGCAUGCAAACACUAUAAUGCACCCAUUUAUUUAUUAGUUUGUUUUUGGAUUGUUAGAUUGAGCUUAAUUUCAGCAUGAACAAUAACACAUAUGCAUAAUGAAUGAGAAAAGCAAUGUCAAUAAACUGUCGUAGGUUUAAAAUCCUAUGUCUCCCUUUUUUCGGACCCGUGCUCGAUACUUUUGUAGUUACAUACUUAGCAAAAAACAAUGUACUACAGUACCUUUUAUUGUGAAUACGCCCCAAAAUUUGUAGAUUUCGGAUUUUAGGAAAACAUUGAGUAUAAAUUGUACAAAUCUUAUCUGGACUAUUAUGUGGCGAUAUUUUAGACAUUUACCAGCUUAAAGAUCAGAAAGGAGUCGGUUCACCGUAGAAUGGAGUAGUUGUUGAAAUAAACAACAACUACUUUUGAUAUUUUGACUAAAUAUGCGUGGGUUCCCUCCGGGUACUCCAGCUUCCUCCCACUUCCAAAGACAUGCACCUGGGGAUAGGUUGAUUGGCAACACUAAAUGGUCCCUAGUGUGUGAAUGUGAGUGUGAAUGUUGUCUGUCUAUCUGUGUUGGCCCUGUGAUGAGGUGGCGACUUGUCCAGGGUGUACCCCGCCUUCCGCCCGAUUGUAGCUGAGAUAGGCGCCAGCGCCCCCCGCGACCCCAAAAGGGAAUAAGCGGUAGAAAAUGGAUGGAUGGAUAGUAAAUGUGUCCAACAAACAGCAUUAAAACAUGCAACUUCCCGUUCAAUGCAAAGUAAGCUUCAAAAUAAAAGAUUGCAAACACUACAACGCACCCAUUUAUUUAUCAGUUUGUUUUUGGAUUGUUAGAUUGAGCUUAAUUGUAGCAAGAACAAUAACACAUAUGCAUGACAAAUGAGAAAAAGGAUGUCAAUAAACUGUCGUAGGUUAAAAUUC
This is a messenger RNA of Nerophis ophidion (straightnose pipefish), 3350 nucleotides long. RefSeq names its product four and a half LIM domains protein 3-like. Gene Ontology annotation, molecular function: actin binding; transcription coregulator activity. Gene Ontology annotation, biological process: actin cytoskeleton organization. The transcript is spliced from 6 exons. The coding region runs from base 158 to 997 and encodes 279 amino acids. Lineage: Eukaryota; Metazoa; Chordata; Actinopteri; Syngnathiformes; Syngnathidae. The record is from RefSeq and is a predicted model, not a curated record. Gene Ontology annotation, cellular component: nucleus; Z disc; stress fiber.